AUGAAGCCAGACUUUAGUGUGCAGCAGGGCGAACACUUGAGAGAGAUAAUUAUUGCCUUUGUCUUAUUCAGCCACACGAUAAUUCUCUUCCGGACAACCUGCAAAAAGCUCAGUGAGCCACAACAUACACUUCUAUAUGCUGUCUGCCGAUCGAGACGAGCUGGCAGGCACGCGAUCGAUGGCCGGUGUCCACGAAGAGCGCACCGGCGGCAGCGGCGCCUCCAACGGCAGGAGAUCAUCACGGCGGCGUCCGCGGCGCGUCCUGAUGUUCCCGCUGCCGUUCCAGGGCCACAUCAACCCGAUGCUGCAGCUGGGCAACGUGCUCCACGCGCGGGGCUCGCGGUGACCGUGCUCCACACGCGCCUCAACGCGCUGGACCCCGCGCGCCGCCACCCGGAGUUCCAGUUCGUGCCGGUCCUCGACGGCGUCCCGGCGCACGUCGCGGCGUCCGGGAACGUCAUCGACAUCAUCGAGGCCAUGAACGCCGCCAUGGAGGCGGACGGGGCGGCGGCCCUCAGGGCCGUCCUCGAGUCGGUGGUCGCGGAUGAGGCGCGGCCCCUGCCGCGUGCAUUGUCUUCGACGCCAACCUCCUCGCCGUGCCCAGGGCUGCUGAGGCCGUCGGGCUCAGGACGCUGGUGCUGCGCACCGCCAGCGCGGCCUGCCUCGGAUGCUUCUUGGCGUACCCCAUGCUUCACCAAAAGGGCUAUCUUCCUCCUCAAGUCCAAACUCUACAUGCCGGUGAAAGAGCUGCCGCCACUGAGGGUAAGGGACCUCUUCUAUUCAAGCUGGAGCAACCACAAGAAAAUGCGCGAGUUACUCGCUCGGGCCAACGAAGCAAUGAAGAACUCCUCCGGUCUAGUGAUCAACACACUCGAUGCUCUAGAGAAAGCAGAGCUGAAGAGGCUCUGCGAAGAGCUCCACAUCCCUGUGGUACUUGCUCCUGGCCCUCUCCACAAGCUCUCCUCUAAGCGCACAAGGAGCAGCACGCCGGACCAAGACUACAGCUGCAUCGAGUGGCUGGACAAGCAGCCAUCGGAGUCCGUGCUGUACGUGAGCUUCGGAAGCUUGGCUUCCCUGGACGCCAAAGAGUUCUUGGAGGUGGCCUGGGGCUUGGCCAACAGUGGCCACCCUUUUCUAUGGGUGGUUCGUGCAGACUCGGUACGGGGCUUCUUGGAUGGUCCGGAUAUUCCGAAUGGCUUCGAGGCUGCGGUUCAUGGCAGGGGCAAGGUGAUCCGGUGGGCGCCGCAGCAGGAGGUACUGGCGCACCCUGCGGUCGGUGGAUUUUGGACCCACAGCGGAUGGAACUCCACGCUGGAGAGCAUCAGUGAGGGGGUUCCGAUGAUUUGCAGGCCUCAGUUCGCGGAUCAGAUGAUGAACACGAGGUACGUGGUGAACACAUGGGGUGUAGGGUUGGAGCUGGAAGGCGAGCUUGAAAGAGGCAAAAUAGAGAAGGCCGUUAGGAAGCUCAUGAAGGAUAGGGAGGGAGAGGAGAUGAGGGAAAGAGCUAAGGAGCUCAAGAAGAAUGUAGCAGAUUGCUUAAAAGCUGGUGGGACUUCUCAGGUCGCCAUUGAUAAGUUGGUGGAUUACAUACUUUCAAUGUGA
Molecule: messenger RNA, 1602 nt
Organism: Miscanthus lutarioriparius
Lineage: Eukaryota; Viridiplantae; Streptophyta; Magnoliopsida; Poales; Poaceae
Source: the annotation of a GenBank genome assembly